Messenger RNA from Monascus purpureus, 2997 nucleotides. The record is from the annotation of a GenBank genome assembly. Lineage: Eukaryota; Fungi; Ascomycota; Eurotiomycetes; Eurotiales; Aspergillaceae.
GCAUUUAAGGACUCUUCCUUCGGGUCGAAACCCAGAACCUUCUAUCGCACCCACAUUGUCAUCCAAACGUUCCCAACCUUUUCUACAGUGACACAUUCCAAGCGAUUCACUAUGACUUCUGAUAUUAAAAGUAGUCCAAAAUGGACGGCUCAUCAUGUUCGCCAGACAUUCCUAGAGUAUUUCAAGGAGAAUGGCCACAAAUUUGUCCCUUCUUCCUCUGUUGUUCCUCUCUCGGAUCCUACCCUGCUUUUCACGAAUGCAGGAAUGAAUCAGUUCAAGUCAAUAUUUCUUGGGACUGUCGAUCCGCAGUCUGAUUUUGCAUCCUUAAAGCGAGCGGUCAAUUCACAAAAAUGUAUACGUGCCGGUGGCAAGCAUAAUGACUUGGAUGAUGUAGGGAAAGACAGCUACCAUCAUACUUUUUUUGAAAUGCUUGGUAACUGGAGUUUUGGGGACUACUUUAAGAAGGAUGCGGUCCGAUACUCCUGGCAACUCUUGACAGAAGUAUACGGGUUAGAUCCAGAACGUCUUUACGUUACCUAUUUUGAAGGCAAUGAGGCAGGAGGCCUAGAUCCUGAUCUAGAAGUGAAAGAAUUAUGGAGGGCAGUUGGGGUUCCCGAAGAUCAUAUCCUUCCCGGAAAUAUGAAAGAUAACUUCUGGGAAAUGGGUGAUCAAGGUCCCUGCGGCCCCUGCAGUGAAGUCCACUACGAUAGAAUCGGAGGGCGCAAUGCAGCCCAGCUUGUCAACAAAGACGAUCCUAAUGUACUCGAAAUCUGGAACAAUGUCUUUAUUCAGUACAAUCGUGAACCGGACCGGUCUUUGAAGCCCUUGCCAAACAAGCAUGUUGACACCGGGAUGGGAUUUGAGAGACUUGUUUCGAUUCUUCAAGACAAAUCAUCCAAUUACGAUACUGAUGUGUUUUUACCGUUGUUCCAAGCCAUUCAAAAUGUCACUGGCGCCCGGAAAUAUCGAGGCUUGUUCGGCGCCGAUGACCCUGAUGGUAUUGAUACUGCUUACCGGGUGAUAGCAGACCACGCCCGGACCCUUACGAUUGCAAUUUCAGAUGGUGCAACCCCGAACAAUGAAGGCCGUGGAUAUGUGAUCCGCAGGGUGCUGAGGAGGGGCGCCCGUUUCGCUCGCAAAUACUUUGGGGUUGAAAUUGGAAGUUUUUUCUCAAAGAUCGUGCCUGUUGUCGUGGAUGAAAUGAGCGACAUCUUCCCGGAACUCAGGAGCAAGCAGAAUGAUGUUAUAGAUAUUCUGAACGAAGAGGAAAUAUCAUUCGCCAAAACGCUAGACCGCGGCGAACGACAAUUUGAGAACUUUGCGCAACAGGCGAAGGUAAAGGGAGUUGAUAGACUGCACGGCGCUGAUGUUUGGAGGCUUUACGACACCUUCGGAUUCCCUGUUGACCUUACUCGGAUUAUGGCGGAAGAGCGGGGGCUGAAGAUUGAUGACCUUGAAUUCGAAGACGCAAGGUUGAAAGCUAGGGAAGCAAGCAAGGGCCAGAAAAAAAAUGCGGCAGACACCGUCAAGCUUAAUGUCCAUGACCUAGGGAAAUUGGAGAAGAUGAAUGAUGUACCGAAGACAGAUGAUACCGCAAAGUUUCAGGAUGGCAACAUCACUGCCCAGAUCAAAGCGAUAUAUCAUGGAAAAACUUUCCAUGCGAGCACGAAAGAGAUACGUGAUGGGGAGCAACUUGGAAUCAUUCUCGAUCGCACCAACUUCUACGCCGAACAAGGUGGGCAAGAGAAUGAUACUGGCAGCAUCACUAUAGACGGACAGGCAGAGCUUGAGGUCGGUGAUGUUCAGCUAUAUGCUGGGUAUGUCCUUCAUACUGGCUUUAUGAAAUAUGGCUCUUUUUCAGUUGGCGAUACUGUCAUUUGUGAGUAUGAUGAACUACGUCGCCGGCCUAUCAGGAAUAAUCAUACUGGGACUCAUAUUCUCAACUUCGCUUUGAGAGCAAUUCUCGGAGAUGGAGUGGAUCAAAAAGGCUCGCUUGUAGCCGCAGAAAAACUCAGAUUCGACUUUUCCCACAAAUCUGCUCUGUCAGAUAAGGAAAUAGAACAGGUCGAGAACAAGGCAACAGAAUAUAUCCGACAAAACUGCGCUGUAUAUGCCAAAGAGAUCCCUCUCUCCACUGCUCGAGAGAUUGCGGGUAUUCGAGCUGUCUUCGGUGAAACUUACCCGGAUCCUGUUCGGGUUGUCUCUGUCGGCGUGGAACUGGACGAGAUACUGAAAAAUGUGAAGGAUCCUCGCUGGAACGAAGUCAGCGUUGAGCUUUGUGGUGGAACUCAUGUCCAAAAAACUGGUGACAUAAAAGACUUGAUAAUUGUGGAAGAGAAUGGCAUAGCCAAGGGGAUUCGCAGGAUCGUUGCUGUCACUGGUGAGGUAGCUCAUGAAGUACAAAGGGUAGCGACAGAAUUUGAAGAGCGUCUAAACCGUCUCGAUGCCAUGGUACUGGGUGCUCAGAAAGAACAGGAAGCAAAGCAGAUGCAGGCGGAGCUUAAUCAGCUUUCAAUAUCUGCAGUUCGAAAAACGAGGUUUCGGGAACGGUUGGCCCGCAUCAACAAGCAGGUCAUCGACGGACAGAAGGCUCAGCAGAAACUCGAAUCCAAGAUGGCCCUCGAAACAAUAACUUCUUACUUUCAGGAUGCUAAAAAUAAAGAUAAGACGUGGCUCGUUGCUAAGCUCCCGAUUUCAGCAAAUGCUAAGGCAGUUAGCGAGUCGUUGAAUUACGUCAAGUCGAAACUACCGGAUAAAACAGUCUACGUACUGGCUGCUCAUGCUGGACAGGGGCGUGUCGCUCAUGGGUGCUACGUCUCCAAGGCGCUAGCCGAUCAAGGGGCCUUAGCAAACGACUGGGCCGCAGUUGUAUCCGGUGUCGUGGGAGGAAAGGCUGGAGGAAAGGGGCCUACUUCUAUCGGAAAUGGGGUCAAUCCUGAUAGGGUCGAUGAAGCUCUUUCCUUGGCUUCUAAGUAUCUUAGUAAGUUCCAGUUGUAG